UUCUCUCUGCUUGCUUGCUCGCCUGUCUGGUGUGUCUGGAGGAGCUGCCAGGACGGGAAUUCUGCUUGCAUGGAAUUCAGUGUACUCCCUGACCUUUCCCUUCCUUAGUACGCGUGCCUGGCGUGUCUCCUCGGGCUUAGGCUUUUCCUACGGCCCUACACCUUGCCAAACCACCCUCGCCUGACCACGCCCAAACCUGACCAGGUUGUUCGCUGUGCCUCCUCGGGAUUGGACGAGUCAGACGAGCGUCAAGCGCACUGGCAGACUUGCGCAGAACCACCAAACCGAGGCGCGCUAUGACCACCACCGAGCCAACCAUGGGACAGGGAAAGGCGGAGGGAGCGCAGUGGUGCUCGGCGGGUGAUGCUGCUGUUCCUGUCCUGCGUUUUCAGCGCACAGCGGAGGCUGUAAUUUGUCAUCGCCUGCUAGUAGUAGCAGCGAGGGUUGCUUUUCUCUGUCCUGCGGAGUCAGAAGCAGUGCUUGCAUCCUACGGAUUAUCGCAGCAGGACGCGUCUUGGCUGCGAGAAAUCCGUAGAAAGACUCGACAGCGCUGUCAGGGUUCCGCCUGCAUGAUAGUCAGCGUCACGAUUUCCCAACCUGAUGUGCGCGAGAACUCUAAGAAUCGCCGAAUCUUCCCCCGUUUCGCGCUGUCGUCGUACGCGAUAUAAGGACAGAUUCCACGUUUUACGAGCCGUCAAUACGGCUUGGAGACGCAGGAGCUCCCUUAUUGCCUGCAGAAUCGUCGGAGAGAACUGUUUAAGAUUUUGCCAAUAAGGCCGAGGCCAGGGACCGGGGACAAGCCCACUAGCUCCACGAGCCGUCAAUACGGCUUGGAGACGCAGGAGCUCCCUUAUUGCCUGCAGAAUCAUCGGAGAGAACUGUUUAAGAUUUUGCCAAUAAGGCCGAGGCCAAGGACCGGGGACAAGAAACCCACUAGCUCCACGAGCGAAUCCCACGAGCGAAUCCCCGCUAGCGUCCGCUAUUCUGGUCGGUUCACCCACUCGUCGUUUGUUUUGAACGGUUCACCCGUUCGCCGAGUCGUUGACCGUCUUGGAUUUCGAAUUCCCUCUCUCCUCGUUAACGGAAAGUGGGUUUUGCCGGCCAAGUGAUUAAGGUCGUCUAAAGAAGACCAGCAGCGGCGAUUGCGGGUGAUGGAGGGAGGCAGGGGGGGCGGAGAGCGGAGCGUGCUGCAGAUUGGUGGCUCAGAGACGGACGAGAUCGUGAAACGAAUAUCGGUACAGCAUCAGCCGUCGGCGCAAAAGGGGGACGAGGCUGAGGUCGACGCCAGCACAUGCGGAGCUAACGGCGUCCCUGUUUCGCCACCGGAUGAAGCUGCCGCGGCGGCGUCUGGCUUGCGAUGCGAAUUGCAACGGAGACACCAGCAGCAGCAGCAGCUGGCGGCGCAGUCUGCAGAGCCCGUUGCUCCGAAUAAGGAUGAUACUUCGUCAGAUACUCUCAACUCUACCUCUCUGGCGAAGGCGGAUCAGCUCGUGACGGCGAGCGCUUUGACUGGUGCUGUCCCUGCAAACAGUGGCAGCCCUGGCUCGCAGGCAAACAACAACAUUUGCAGGCGCAGCUUGGUGGCUGCCGUGGCUGUUCCCUCUCCGCACCCCGACCUGUCGCUCGAAGUUCCAGAAUUUCAGGAGAAUCGUUUAAACCAUGGCUGUGGUACGACGGAAGGCGGAGACGAGCAUGCUGGCCAUGGCGUGGCUAAUAAUACCGCUGCCACUAGCAUGGACGCUGUCACAACGACACUGACAGGGACGGCUCCUUUCGCGGGGCUGGUGGAUUCCACACUCUUGAAGAGCGGCGACAGUGCUGGCGAGUCGAGCAGUGCGCAUGGUGGUGAAUCUGUUGGUACAGCCGAGAAGGACGGCCCAGCAGCACGUGACGCUUCGCCUCCUGCGGCAGCAGCAUCUCUGCUCCACCAGGUGUCUAAACAGCCUGGUGGCAAGGUGUCUCAGAAUCUUGUCGGCGAGAGUUUGGGAGUAGCAGCGGCAGCGGACACGGUGGUUGGAAGCAGCGCCAGGUGUGGCGAGGAGCCGCUGCCACCCUGUGGUGCCGCUGCUGACGUUGAGGGUGCCAAAGGCUGCGAGUUUAGCGGUGCUGCGGUUGAGCAGGCAGAUGAUGGCAUGGCGUGUGCUGUAUCACCGCCUGGUGAUGGGGUGAGUGACGGGUUUCCUGCUGCUGCUGCUGCUGCUGCUGCUGCUGACGCUGCUGCUACUGGUGCGUCACCUGGCACUCUUCCAACCACUGCUGAUGCUGCAGUGGCGAAUAACGCUACUCCAACCAUCGCUUCUACCAACCCUGGUGCCUCCAACACCACCACCACCGAAGCUGCAGCAGCAGGAUCGCAGCUGCUCCCCUUCGACACAGAGCAAGUGGAGGCUGUCUACGCGCUGGCAAGCGAGGAGCUAGGCCGGGGGGAGUUCGGCGUGGUGCGAACCUGCAUGCACCGCACCACCGGGCAGCUCUUCGCGUGCAAGUCCCUCGACAAAGCUCAGCUGCGGGAGAGCGCGCGAGUGGAGGACCUAGAGAUGGAGCUGUACUGCAUGGGCGUCAUGCCGCGGCACCGCAACGUGGUGCAGCUCGCCAGCGUGCAUGAGGACGCCCGUGCCGUGCACCUCGUCAUGGAGCUCUGCGACGGCGGAGACCUCUUUGACCUCAUAGCCAAGGCAGGGAGGCUGCCCGAGGCGUUUGCAGCGUGGAUGUUCCGGCAGGCCGUGGAGGCGGUGGCGUUCUGCCAUGAGUUCAACAUCGCGCACCUGGAUAUCAAGCCGGAGAAUCUGUUGAUUCGGACCAGGAAGAAUCUGCCUGCGGGGGGGUCGGCUGCGUCGUUGGUUCUUGCCGCGAUGGGUGUGGCGCAGCAGCAGCGACAGCAGCAGCAGCAGCAGCAGGAGAUGGCGAGCCUACCAACUCACACCUCUACCCACUCAGCUGCAACCGCUUCUGCAGCUGGGGAGACGAAGUGUGCACCAGCAGCAGCAGUUGCAAGGGCAGUGCCCAUCCCCCCUUCCACUAACGGCCCUCCCACCAGCUCUGCCACCGCUGCUGUUAUCGCUGCCAACCUCACUGCCACUGCCGCCGCCUCACUUGCAGCCGCCAACCCCGCUGCUGGCACAGGCACCCACGUCCCGGCCCCUGCUGGUACUGUUACUGGGGCUGCCACAGAGGCGGGAGCUGCUUGUGGGGUCGCUGCUGUUGACGAGGGUGCUGCUGCUGAUGCUGGUGCGGGUGUGAUGAGGGUCAAGAGUCCCGUGGGUGCUGCUUCCAACCACAUUCUACCCAGAGCCGUUAGAGACCUAGACGUGGCAUCUUGUGGUUUAAAUGACGGUUGUGCCGCUGGCCUUGCCACGUCCUGUGCUGCUGCUCUGCACGCGUCUUCUGCACCCGUGCAUGUUGCUGCGGCUGUCACUACCGAGCUUCCAGCACCUGCUACUGCCACUGCCCCUCCCGCGGGUGGCCCUCCAACAGCUACUGUGGCUCCCGUGGGUGCCCCUCCCGUGGACGCCCAUGACCCCCCGAGCUGCAACAACAGGCACAACAUCGCCAGCAGCAGCGGCAGCAAGCAUGCACCGUCGCUGCUCGCCCCGUCUGCCACUACCACGCCUCAACUGGCAGGUGCUGCAGGCGCGGGUUCUGGCACGGCCGCACGCCCUGCCACGGGUGCUGCCAUAGGCAAUGGUGUGAGGACUAGUUCUGGCACUGGCAUUCGCGCCAGCAUGCCCGUGGCCAUGGGAAUCGGCAUGGGCAGUGGCGUUGGCGUUGCUGCUGGUUCUGCUGCUGCUGCUGCUGCUGCUGGUAGCGCUGUAGGAGGAGGAGGGGCAGGAGUGCAGGGCGCGGUGCCGGCAUGUCUGGCGGGGAUAGAGGUGAAGCUGGGCGAUUUCGGGCAGGCGGUGGUGCUGUCCCCAGGGCGCAUGGCGCGCGGGCUAGCAGGGUCGUCGUUCUACAUGGCGCCCGAGGUCGUCAAGGGCAGGGAGUACGGGCUCUCCGCCGACGUCUGGAGCCUCGGCGUGCUGCUCUACGUCAUGCUCGCAGGUGGGACAUGCAUGCUGUGGGUGCUGUGGGUGCUGUGGGUGCUGUGGGUGCUGGGGGUGCUCGGGGUGCUGCUGCUGUGUCUUGGAGAGGGGAGGGGUGGGGUAUGGGGGUUGGUCCUUGUUUCAACUCGUCCCAUGUCUCCACCAUUCCAGACUUGCUUCACCUCGCACGAAUCCAGGCUUUCUCAUCCCCCUCUCGCCCAUCCCAAACUCCUCCCCUUGCUCCUCACCCUCCCUCCCACCCACCCCACCCGCCCCCCUUCCCCCCCACCUCCCCAGGCUACGUGCCCUUUUACGGGGACUCCCUGCGGCGCAUCUUCGUGGCCAUCUGCUCAUCCGACCCUGACUUCUCCUCGCCGCCCUGGCCCUCGCUCUCCCUCGCCUGCAAGCAUCUCCUGCGCUCCAUGCUCCACCGCGAUCCCCUGCGCCGCCCCUCCGCCCGCCAGCUCCUCUCCCACCCCUGGUUCUCCUCCGCCCUCCUCCCCCUCUCGCCCCCCUCCGUGCCGCGCUGCCUCUCUCCUUUCUCCUUGGCAUCCUCCUUCUCCCGGCUCUCCCCGCACGCCUCUCGUUCCUCCCGCUCCUCGCUCGCGCCUCUCUCGGCGCUCUAUCCGUUGACCGGCAAGCAGUCGACGGCACUG
Closterium sp. NIES-67 is the source of this 4675-nucleotide messenger RNA. NCBI's taxonomy places the organism in Eukaryota, Viridiplantae, Streptophyta, Zygnematophyceae, Desmidiales, Closteriaceae. The record is from the annotation of a GenBank genome assembly.